Messenger RNA from Schizophyllum commune H4-8, 918 nucleotides. RefSeq lists its product as uncharacterized. The record is from RefSeq and is a predicted model, not a curated record. NCBI's taxonomy places the organism in Eukaryota, Fungi, Basidiomycota, Agaricomycetes, Agaricales, Schizophyllaceae. Bases 82 to 918 code for a protein of 278 amino acids. The transcript has 5 exons.
CCCUGCCACCCGAGUACUCUAUCAUGACAUUGAAGAGCCCACACCUCGAGCAUCUAUACGGUGCCUGCACACUCUAGCAGCAUGUCCUCACCUAGCCCUCCUUCGAACGCUUACCGGCUCCUGCGCCGCGCUCUCAACCGUACUUCCCGGCUAGUCCGCCUCGCACUCGAGUUACCCACAGCCCAAGAACCAAUAUGGGUACUAUUUGAGGCCCGGUUCCAACUGCGCGCCUUCGAGAGCACCUUCUCGCCCGGACAUGGGCUCGCUGCCUUCCUCGCGUCGCAGCCCUUCAUCACCGAACUCGGCAUCCGAGCGCGGGGCUCGAGCCUGCCGCUACCUACCUUUGCGCUGCCCCGCUUGUCGCAACUACGCGCAGCGCAUGCGGCCCCAGGGCUACUAGCAGACAUCAUCGCUGGCCGCCCGGUUGCUGCCGUGUCGCUCCCUCUCUACGCAGGCGCCGCUUCCAGCGCUGCCCUCGAUGCCAUAUCGCGGUCGACAGCACACAUAAAGAAAUUCACCGCUCUCGCCUUCGAUGCGCGGCCACCGCAGGACGUACUGGAAGAAAUUGCCGCUCGCGUACCGCACUUGAUCGCCCUCCACCUAAUCGCUUUCCUGGGGCAGUACGAUUCGAAGUCCCUCCUGGAUUCGUCUCGCAUACUGCGCCGGCUCCCUCAGUUGGAGUUUAUUACCUGCAUGGCCGCCUCAUCCAUGGCUACCACCGAGGACGACGAGAUGCGGAUAGCAGCCGCGUGGCGGGAGAGCUGUCCCAAGCUACGCGCGGUGAUCCUACCCAGAGGGAGGAUGCUCCUUUAUCAAAACAACCUCCAACGCUGGUCGACCCUGGACCAUGCUGAGGAGAUGUCGAAGAUCGGUAUUGACGACGCGCUACCUGGGAGAAGGGUGGUCUCUGGGCGAUGA